Messenger RNA from Aspergillus saccharolyticus JOP 1030-1, 2774 nucleotides. Its product is annotated as exosome nuclease subunit RRP6. NCBI's taxonomy places the organism in Eukaryota, Fungi, Ascomycota, Eurotiomycetes, Eurotiales, Aspergillaceae. Gene Ontology annotation, biological process: nuclear polyadenylation-dependent snoRNA catabolic process; nuclear polyadenylation-dependent antisense transcript catabolic process; exonucleolytic trimming to generate mature 3'-end of 5.8S rRNA from tricistronic rRNA transcript (SSU-rRNA, 5.8S rRNA, LSU-rRNA). The record is from RefSeq and is a predicted model, not a curated record. Gene Ontology annotation, cellular component: nucleolus; nuclear exosome (RNase complex). The coding region runs from base 164 to 2533 and encodes 789 amino acids. The transcript has a single exon. Gene Ontology annotation, molecular function: 3'-5'-RNA exonuclease activity; nucleotide binding; nucleic acid binding.
GCGGUAAUAAUUGUCAAAUUCGAUUGCAAGCAGUGGGUCUUUCUUAGCUUUCGACUCGUGCGUGAGACAGAUAGGAGACUCAUCGGCCUUGCCUUUGUGUCUGCCCCAGUGUCUGUUGAAGUUGCCUGAUUUGAGAGAAAAAAAAAAGUCAUUGGCACACACCAUGAACUCCGCCACAGAUUUCCCUCCGUUCCAGCAGAGGUUGACCUCGUCGCUGGUGCAAGUGACGCGCACUGUCGGCCAGCUUUCCGCCGAAGAUGUCGAUUUCCACCGGUCUUCGAACGCAGAGGUUUCCGAUUCCCUGGACGAGCAGAGCAACCGCCUUUUGUCUCUGACCUCGUCGCUGUUGAAAGCGGCCACCGCGGGCACGGAUAUCUCGGCGCCGACGCUCGACGACGACGAUUCCCUCGAAGACAAUUGGCGCGGCGUCGUGGAUGUGAUCGAUGCGCUUUUGGAAAAGGCGGAUGCCUGUCUGGACGAGUUUACUGGAGUUAUCAAGAAGUUGAGCCCCUCGCAGCAGGACCAGGCUGCCGCCGCCGCGGCGAAGGCCGCGAAGAGCAAGGCCGCGGCCGCCCGAUUCCCAACCAUUUACGACUACGGCCCAUCCAAGAUCCCGAAGCCCCAGUUGCUGUUCGAGCACCUCCCCGACAACACCGAUAUCUCGCCGUUCAAGCCGCUGCUGAAAUCCAAGCCCCACGCGACGGUGCCGUUGGAGGACUCGCUGAAGCGCAGUGAGACCGCGGUCGGGUAUGUGCACCCUUACGACACGGAAAUCCGCGCGGCCAAGUUUCCUCCUUCGACGUAUACUGUGUCGCCGCCGCGGGAGUAUCAGCCGUGGGAGUCGACGACGGCGACCUUUGUCGAUACUCUGGAAGGGGUGCAGGAGAUGCUCGAGGAGCUGAAGGCCGCCACGGAGAUUGCGAUCGAUCUGGAACACCACGAUGUGCACUCGUAUCAAGGUCUUGUCUCGUUGAUGCAGAUUAGUACCCGUGACAAGGACUGGGUUGUGGACACGCUGAAGCCAUGGAGAGAGGAGCUCCAGGUUUUGAACGAAGUUUUUGCCGACCCUAGUAUCUUGAAGGUGCUUCAUGGAUCGUCUAUGGAUAUGAUCUGGCUCCAGCGUGAUCUGGGGUUGUAUGCUGUUAACAUGUUCGAUACGUAUCACGCCGCUUGCGCUCUGGGCUACCCGAAGCGCAGCUUGAAAUUCCUGCUGCAAAAAUUCGUCAACUUCGAAGCCGACAAGAAAUAUCAGAUGGCCGACUGGAGAAUUCGUCCAAUUCCUGAGGGUAUGUUCGACUAUGCCCGCUCGGAUACCCACUACCUCCUCUAUGUUUAUGAUCACAUCCGCAACGAGCUCGUCGAGAACUCUACUCCUGAUAACAACCUGGUCGAUUACGUGAUGGAGCAGUCUAAGAAGGAAGCUUUGCAGAUAUACGAGCGUCCUGUUUACGACGCUGCCACUGGACAGGGACCGGGCGGCUGGUACGAUCUUCUGGCUCGUAAUCAGAUCGUGAUCAACAAGGAGCAGUUUGCCGUUUUCAAGGCGGUGCACCAGUGGCGUGAUCAAGUGGCGAGGGAAGAGGACGAAGGUGUUCAGUGCGUGUUCCCCAAGCACGUUCUCUUCAGAGUAGCUCAGGCUAUGCCGACGGACCUGGGCGUCCUGUACCGGACCCUGUCGCCUAUGACGCCGAUUGUUAAGGACCGGGCCGGAGAUCUGUUGGAGGUUAUCAAAACGGCGAAGAUCGAAGGCGCCGAUGGACCGGAGUGGCGCGAUGUCUACGUCAAACCCACCAGAAGCACACUGGCAGCCACUGCCUCCGCUGAGGGCGUGGCGAGCUUCCUGCCUGCCGCCGUCGCUGACGAUACAGAUCUCCCUACGGCGGUCCGCUUCGAGACCUCGCAGUUCUGGGGUGGCGUGCUCGAAAUCCAAUCCCCCCUUCCAUCCCCGAAGAUCGCCGCUCUCGCCUCGGCCGAGGCGCUUCGUCUCUCACUUCCCCUGCCACCAAUGCCCAGGACGGUCUCCGAAGCCCGCGAGAAGCUCGGCGUCUCCGCGCCCGCGGCGCCAGCCAAAGCCGCCGCGACUUCAGCCCUGGCAGCAGCCAAGCAGGAGCCCGAGGCACCGGAACCCGACAACAAAUACUUCACCAUCAAAGAGAAGGGCGGCCCGCGCAAACGCAAGGUCACCCCGGUUGAGCCGCAGUCAGAAGCUGAAGCGGCCGAGGACGUGGUCAGCUCCGCGGCGGAUCUGGAUUUGGAUCUGAACGACAAGCCAUCGAAGAAGCAACGACGCAAGGAGAAGAAGAACAAGGCUGCGCAGAACCAACAGCCCGAAGCCAAGGAAGAAGCCAAGGAAGAGGAGGCGCCUUUCGACUACGAGGGUGCGGCCUCCAUGCUCAAUGCCAACCCCAUCGAGGAGGCCUCCAGACCUCGGAGGAAGAAGCAGUUCAACCCGUACGCCAAGGCGCUUGAGGCCCCGUCCGGGGUGCGCAAGCAGAAGCGUGAGACGGCCGGUCGUACUGCUACUUUCCGGUAGUUCGUUGUCUCCCGUCUGGUAUGUUUUGUUUUGGACGAGUGUAUGAACGAUUGGAGAAGGGUAUAAAAGUUGGAGGGAGGUUUUGGGGUCCUUCAAAAAAAUUAGACUCGAUUUAUAUGCAUAGCGAUACCCGGUUUUUCACAUCUGAAUGCAGAGCAUUAUCUGUGUCGUUGUUGUUGUUGUUGUCUCCUCGUCUACUUACUUCAUAACAUCAAACCAAAACUACGUGAUGGUGAUGAUA